AAAAAUUAUCUGGUGCUCAAAACUUAAAAAGAAAACGGAAAAAGCAAGAAGAAUCUGAGAAGGCAGCUAAAUUAUUAUCGAAAUUUUUGAGACCUGAGAAAUCAUCUGAAUCGUUAUCAUCAGAACUAGUUCAACUCCACCACGCAACGGAAGAAGACCUACUUAAUAAAAGUUCUUCAGGCGAAGCUCAUGAAGAUGAAAAACAACACAUUCAAGAAGAUUUACCUGGUAUUCCAGGAACCUCUUCUGGAUUUCAAAAUAUUUCGGAAGAAAUUAUAUCCGAUGUACAAUCAUCAUCAUCUCCUUUUAGAAAAAAAAAAUAUGAUGAUAUUUCAGAAUGGCCAUUCAUUGACUCUGCGACAAGAGAUGAAAUAAUUACUGAAGGCCCUGUAAGUAAUCAAAUGAGUAACGAAAACUACCCAAGGAAACUUGACGGUCGUCAUUUUUCAAAUAUGCAUUUUGAAAGAGUAAUGCCAAAUGGGGAAACUUUCAAAAGAAGAUGGCUCGUGUACUCUAAAUCUGCAGAUAAAGUACAUUGUUUUUGCUGCCGUUUAUUUAAUACAAAUCCCCAGUCUAGAUUGGGAAAAGAAGGAUUUGACGACUGGAGGCACUUAUCAACGCGUCUCAAAAUUCACGAAACAUCCUCAGAUCAUCGACGUGCUGUGAACAAUUGGAUAGAAGCGUCAAUUAGAUUAAAGAACUUCAGUGGAAUAGACAAGCACUUGCAAAAGCAGAUUGAGAGUGAGAAAACACGAUGGGUUGCUAUCCUCGAACGAAUGAUGUCAAUAGUAUUUUUCUUAGCAAGCAAUAAUUUAUCGUUUAGAGGGAGUUCUGGAGCGGAAACUUUAUACACUCCUAAUAAUGGUAAUUUCCUGGGUUUAGUGCAGUUACUGGGAAAAUUUGAUAUUGUAAUGAUGGAGCACCUUCGUCGUGUUGUAAAUAAGGAGACUAAUGUCCAUUAUUUUGGCAAACGUAUUCAAAACGAGUUAAUUGGCUUACUUGCAAGUGAAGUCCGAAAUAAUAUUUUGUCUAUGGUAAAAUCAGCUAAAUACUUCUCUAUCAUACUGGACUGUACUCCUGAUGUAAGCCACGUUGAACAAUUAUCAGUAACAUUCCGUUUUGUCGAUACUAAUGAAGAAGUCGAAGUACGUGAGUGUUUUGUUGCUUACAAGCCGGUAAGUGACUCUUCGGGAGCAGGACUUACUGGAAUCUUUCUAGAUACAAUUGUGCAAGAGUUUGACUUGGACAUGAACGAUUGUCGCGGCCAAGGGUAUGAUAAUGGAGCGAAUAUGGUAGGAAUAAAUAAAGGUGUCCAAACCAGAAUUUUGAAUCAAUAUCCUCGAGCAUUUUUCAAUCCAUGUGGUUGUCACAGUUUGAAUUUAGUGAUAGCUGAUGCAGCGAAAACUUCCGUUAAAUCAGUUUCUUUAUUUGGAUUUCUCCAAAGACUGUUUGUUUUAUUUUCCGGAUCAACAAAGCGAUGGGAAGUGGUAUCCAAGCACAUUGAAGGGUUAUCCCUGAAAAAAGUUUGCGAAACUCGCUGGGAGAGUAGAAUUUCUAGCCUUGCUGCUGUUCGCUAUCACUACUCUUCAGUUCGUGAUGCCCUUCUGAAUCUUCAUGAAGAAACAAAUGACUCAGUCGCUGCAUCAGAGGCCUUGUCUCUAAUUCAAUACAUGGAGCAAUUUGAGUUCAUAGUUACAAUGGUGGCUUGGUAUGAUAUAUUGUUUCAAGUAAACAUUGUAAGUAAGGCUAUGCAGUCUGAAUCUAUGGAUUUACCAAAUGCGUCGCAAUUGCUGAAAAACUGCUCAGAAUUUGUGAAACAGUACCGAGACUCUUCAUCUGCUCUAAUANGGCCGCCACUGGACAGACAGACAGACGCCUUAAGGUGA
Molecule: messenger RNA, 1886 nt
Organism: Ostrinia furnacalis (Asian corn borer)
Lineage: Eukaryota; Metazoa; Arthropoda; Insecta; Lepidoptera; Crambidae
Product: 52 kDa repressor of the inhibitor of the protein kinase-like
Exons: 2
Coding region: 402-1886 (494 amino acids)
Source: RefSeq, a predicted model, not a curated record